CUCCCCUCUCUGUCUGAGUGACGUCACAGGGAUGGGCAGGUCACGUGGUCGCCUCUGAGGGAGACCUGUUGGUGUAACGUUGCUGAAACAGGAGAAAGAAGGAGACGGAGAAGGAGAAAGAAGGAGUAGAAGGAAAGGGAAGCGAGCAAGGUUGAUUCCUCGGUACUCUGUGUUCAUACCAGGUUUGCAUUCUGACCUGCAGGCCAAUGUAAGUCGUGUUGAGUGACUGCGUGUGAAAGAGGGAUCAUCACCAUCCUCAUGUCCUAUGGAGGAGGUUUUUAUGGACGCACUGAGCGCGUCCGCCAGGCGCCCCACUAUGACACGGUGCCACAGGGCUCUUUACCCCGAGCAGACUCCCUCGACCUGCAGCCGCUGAGGGAGCAGAGAUCGGCUCACCUCGCUCAGAGCGCCGACCCCCUCCCUCCUCCGCCUCUGCCGGACCAGCCUCCUGUGGGCCCUGAGUUCGAUCCCAGCGGCAGCGAGGACAACGCAGACCGCGACCUGGACCCCGACCUGGUCCCUGACCCGGCUUCCGACCCGGCCCUCGACAUUAAACCGGUCCACCGCUUCAUCCCGGACUCCUGGAAGAACUUCUUCAGAGGAAGCAACCGCAGCAGUAACAAGCCCUGGUCCAUGUCUGCCUCCUCCACUAACAACAACAACAGCACCACUGAGGGGGUGCGCUGCUCUCCUCCACAGUCCCCCUCUGUCCCGGGAUCCUACCGGGAUCCGUAUGGCGGCUCGGGCAGCAGCUACAACUCCCGCAAGGAGCUUCUGGAACUACGGGACGGCCACGAGUCUGUGUCAGGGCGCACCUACCACACCGGUCUGACCUACAGCGAGCGAGUGGAGGAGUACCACCUGCGCUACGCCUACAUGAAGUCCUGGGCCGGACUGCUGAGGAUUCUGGGCUGCGUGGAGCUCCUGCUGGGGGCCGCCGUGUUCGCCUGCGUCUGUGCGUACAUCCACAAAGACAACGAGUGGUUCAACAUGUUCGGGUACUCGUCUCCCGGAGGAGCAUACGGAGGCGGUUUAUACGGCGGCACCACAGGCGGGUCCUACUACACAGGGCCCAAGACCCCGUUUGUGUUGGUGGUGGCAGGGCUGGCCUGGUUGGUGACUGUGAUCAUGUUGGUGCUGGGGAUGACCAUGUACUACCGCACCAUCCUGCUGGACUCCUCCUGGUGGCCUCUGACGGAGUUCACCAUAAACCUGGCUCUAGCAGUGCUGUACAUGGCAGCAGGCAUCGUUUAUGUCCGAGACACGACCCGCGGAGGGCUCUGCUCCUACCCGGUCUUCAACAACGGCAUCAAUGGGGCGUUCUGCAGGACAGAGGCGGGCCAGACCGCCGCCAUUAUCUUUCUCUUUGUUACUUUGGUCGUAUAUCUGAUUGGAGCCAUGGUGUGUCUCAAGCUGUGGAGACAUGAAGCUGCACGCAGAUACCGGGAGAAGUACGGCCAGGAGAUGCAUCCAUCUGACAUCCGAACCACACAAUCUUUGAUGGUUCCAGUAGUUCCAGGUCCUGCAGCCAAAGUUCCUGAACAGGUCCAAGGCUCCUCUGUCGUUCCCAUCCAGGCUGCUCUAAAAGCAGUCCCACCAAAGGUUUUACAGGGAGCUAUACCAUCAGGGCACAUUCCAAAACCUGUUAUUAUGCCUGACUACAUUGCGAAGUACCCGACGAUCCGGUCGGACGAGGAGCGGGACCAGUACCGAGCCGUGUUCAAUGACCAGUACGCGGAGUACAAAGAGAUCCACUCGGACGUUCAGGCGACCCUCAAGAAGUUUGACGACAUGGACGUCAUGAUGCGCAGUCUGCCCCAGCACCCCACCAGCCAGAUGGAGGUCGAUCGCAUUAACAAAAUCCUUCAGGAAUACCAGAGGAAGAAAAAUGACCCUACGUUCCUGGAGAAGAAGGAGCGCUGCGAGUACCUGAAGAGCAAACUGUCGCACAUCAAACAGAAGAUCCAGGAAUAUGAUAAAGUCAUGGAGUGGAACGACGGAUACAGCUCAGUUUCAGUUGAGCCGUUUCAGGUGGAGCAGAGACAGAGACAGAGACAGAGACAACAGAUUCUUUCCACAGAGCAGCACCCAGUGGAUCCAGCAGUAAUGUCCUCCAGGCCCAACGGGAGUCCGCCUCCCUAUGAGUCAGAUGGAUAUAACGUCCCUCCCCAGCCGGCCUAUUCCUACUACCCGGACGACGAGUUCCAGCAUUUCUACCGCUGGACGUCUCCACCGGGCAUCCUCAAAAUCAUGUCCAUCAUGGUCAUCGUGAUGUCCGUCGCCAUAUUUGCUUGCGUCGCCUCCACGCUGGCUUGGGACAGUCAGGGCGCCCUGGGUGGAUUUGGGGGCAUCGGCUACGGGGGAGGAGGAAGCUAUGGAGGAGGUUAUGGAGGAAGCUAUGGCGGUGGCGGGUACGGCAGCUUUGGUGGCGGCGGAUACGGAGCUGGGAACAACUACGGCUACGGUGGAAUCGGAGGGAACUACAACGACCCCCGAGCGGGCAAAGGCUUCAUCAUUGCCAUGGCAGCCAUCAGCUUCAUCGCAGCCCUGGCCAUCUUCAUCAUCAUCGUGUCUCACCAGAGCCUAUCGGAGAGCAGGAAGUUCUACCUAGCAGUGAUCAUCAUCUCCGCCAUCCUGGCGCUGCUAAUGCUCAUCGCCUCCAUAGUGUACUUGGUAGCGGUGAACCCGAUGGCGCAGUCCUCCGGGUCGGCCUACGGCAGCCAGAUUGCUGGUCUGUGUGCUCAGUACCAAAGACCACAGCCCUCAGGGAUGUUCGUCAACCAGUACCUGUACCACUACUGCGUCGUGGAGCCACAAGAGGCCAUCGCUGUGGUGUUGGGCUUCCUGGUCGCCAUCGCUCUGAUCAUCAUGCUCGUCUUCGCUCUGAAGACUCGCCAGAAAAUCCAAAACUACGGCAAGAGCAACAUUUUGUGGAAGAGGGUGAAGGUUGUGGACGAGAUGGAGCCACCUGGGGAUGUAGAGGCGUGGGUGAACAAUGUGUCCGGUAGCCCUGAGGUACUCCCGAUAUCAGACUACCCCAAUAAGCUGAGAGGCUCCAGGAGUUACCUGGACGACGAAAGCACAAACUAUGACAAACCCCCCCACAGUUACACCCCACAGCCUCCAGUGGAAGAGGCAAUGCCUUUGCAUAACGGCGUUCCCUACAGCAGUAACUCGGAGUUAGCCAGCUCGGCUGGAAGGCCCAAAAAGAGACGUGCAGGCCGGCCGCGCCGCGCUGACGGACAUGAUUACGACACCGACUACAACUCCUCAGGAGACGAGCUGGACGACGAAGACUUUCAUCGUGAAUUUCCUCCAAUAGCCACUGAGCAGAUUCGCAACGACUACAAGCACGAAUUUGACCGCGACCACCUCGAGUACAAGGAUCUGCAGGCGGAGCUGGACGCCAUCAAUAAGAGCCUGUCGGAGGUGGACCGAGAGCUGGAUGAUCUGCAGGAGGGCAGCCCGCAGUACCUGGAUGCAAUGGAUGAAUACAACAGGAUAAAGAACAUGAAACGGACUCCAGAUUAUCAGGUGAAGAAGCGCAGGUGUAAAUAUCUGAAGUCCAAACUAAACCACAUCAAGAAGAUGGUCAGCGAUUAUGACCGCAGGGCCUGAGAGAGAUUUUAACGUCUGUCCGAGACGUGACAGAAGGGACUAAAUCUGAUUCACCGCCACCGGUGGGGUGUUUGGGGCUUUCCUGGCGAACCGUGGAGGACGGAGCUACGUUGAUGUACAUCGCAGUCUGUCUGAGCCGAUGUGAAACAUUGCAAAUGUUUAGAGACACAAGAAACAAAUAUUCUGUUUUGUAUUAAGCCGCUGUUUGUAUUAUGAGUGGCGUAAAUACUGUUCCAUGUAUUUAUUUUGCUGAAUGUAAUCUGAAGAUCUAGUAGAGGAGUUAAGCCACCAGAUUGUGGCCUGAAUACAAAUUUAUGCAUAAUCCACAUUAGUUUUUUUUAAUAGCUCUUGCCACAAUGACUCCGUGUGAGAAGCUCAUAUUUUACUGUCUUUUCAUUCUCAUUUUUAAUAUAAACGUGUAAAUAUAUGGGAUGUUUUAAUGUUUUUAGCCGUUUAUGGAAGCAAACUCACACGUGUGCUAUGGUGUUUCUUUAUCUAUGGUAAAACAAACACUUUCAAAUGAUUAUGCAUGUUUAAUGCAUAGUGAUGUACUUUAAAAAUGAUUUGUGAUACCUUUUUUAUUAUAAUAAAUUCAUUUAUUAAACA
This is a messenger RNA of Dicentrarchus labrax (European seabass), 4224 nucleotides long. It is a transcript of the gene marveld2a, whose product is annotated as MARVEL domain containing 2a. Gene Ontology annotation, biological process: bicellular tight junction assembly. The transcript is spliced from 18 exons. The coding region runs from base 259 to 3618 and encodes 1119 amino acids. Gene Ontology annotation, cellular component: apical plasma membrane; bicellular tight junction; cytoplasmic vesicle. NCBI's taxonomy places the organism in Eukaryota, Metazoa, Chordata, Actinopteri, Moronidae. The record is from RefSeq and is a predicted model, not a curated record.